Molecule: messenger RNA, 1984 nt
Organism: Micromonas pusilla CCMP1545
Lineage: Eukaryota; Viridiplantae; Chlorophyta; Mamiellophyceae; Mamiellales; Mamiellaceae
Exons: 1
Source: RefSeq, a predicted model, not a curated record
AUGCGCGAGAUUCGCGAGAGCGAGCAGGUCGCGCGUCUGAACGAGCGAAACCAAGCGGCGCAGGAGCACGCCGCCGCGGUCGCGGACGUCGAGGAGAAGAUCGAAGCGCUCAAGACGAUGUCGCGCGGGUACGAGGACCAGGCCGCGGCGAUGGAGGCGAAGAUGGAAGCGCACCGCGAGGAGGUUGAAGCCGCGCGAGAGAGAGUCGCGGCGGCGAACAAUAAGGCUGCGUUCGCGGAGCAAGAGGCGCUCAACGCGAAGAGAGCGGCCGCGGAGCAGAACGAGAUCGCGCGCGCGGCGUUGGAGGAGACGACGAGGGAGCGCGACGCGCUCGUCGCGCGCGCGCAAGCGCUGGACGCGCGCAGGAAGGACGUCGAGAAGCAAGAGAAGCACGUCUCGGAGCUCGAGCUCGCGGCGACGCGGCUCCGGAAAGAUCUCCAGAACGAAUACGAAUCCAAGGUCAAAGAAGCGGACGCGGAAGCUCGCAAGCGCGCGCACGACACCGAGGAGUCUCUGCGAAAGUGGGCGAUCGAGGUGAAGCGACGCGAGACUGCGCUCGAGGAGGAGGUGAAGAAGAGCGCGAAGACGGCGGAGGAGGCGGCGGCGAUUUUGAAAAGAGAACGCGCGGAGGUGGAGCGGCUCCGAAACGACGCGAACGCGGAGAGCGAAAAGAUCCGAAGAGACGCGCUCGCGGAAGUCGAAGCGGCGCGCCGAGAGUCGACCGCGCUGAAGCAGAGAGACCUCCUCGAGGUGAAGGAGACGAAGCGAAAGUCGCUGGACGAAGUCGCGAACGCGCGCAGGGCGGCGCUGAAGGAGACGCACGACGAACGCGACAAGGCGGAUCAAAUCCGACGCGAGGCGAUGGCGGAGGUGAGCGAGGAGAAGAACCGCUGCGAGGCUGCGCGCAGAGAGAACGCCGCGGAUAUCGCCGCGGAGCGCCUCAAGGUGGAGUCCCUCCGCAGGGAGACGAUGACGGAGAUCACGACGGAGCAAGAGCUCUUACGGAAAGAACGCCAUCACGUCGACGAAGCGCGCGCGGAGGCGGAGAGGCUGAAGCACGUCGCGGACGAGGACGCGAAGGCCGCGGCGAAGCUCCGCGGCGAGGCCGAGGGGAUCAACCGAGCCGCGGCGGCGACGAGGGACGAGACGCGCGAGCGGAUCAAGCACCUCGACCGCCGGGAGCUCGAGCUGAGAGAGGCGCUCGUCGACUUGAGAGACCGCGAGGACAAGGCGUCCGCGGCGACGGCCAAGGCGGAGACGACGCGCGCCGAGCUCGAGCGUCGCAUCGCCGAGCUGACGGUCCGAGAGCGCGCCGCGGAGGAGCGCGAGGCGGCGGCGAACAGGAAAGCCGCCGCCGCGGAGGGGACGCUGCUCGCCGCGGGGCAGUGGGAGAGAACCGCGGGGGAGCGCGAAGCCGCCAUCGCGGAGCGCGCGCUCGCGUUGGACGACGCGCAAAAGACGCUCGAUCGCGCGCGGCGCGCGGUCGUCAGCCUCGCGGAAGCGGACGACGCGCUGAGCGAGCGCGAAAAGAAGCUGAACGAAUCGUGGCGGCUGUUGCAGAACGAAGUCGCGGAGCUCCUGAGCGGGUCGAUCCCGCAGAGCGCGCACCCCCUGUCGCAAGAGGCCGAGGACGCGGCGGCGGCGGCGGCGGCGUUUACCAACGUCGUCCCUCAAAACGUCUCCGACUCGGACGACGCGGGGCAGGACUUCUUCGCGAACACGAUCGGGAAGAUGCGCGCGGGGUUGAUUCAGCGCGAGACCGCGCUGCAGAAGUGGGCGCUGUGCCUCUCCAAAGCCGCGGCGGCGCUCGCGAGCGAACGCGCGGCGGCGGCGGAGGAGCGCCGCGCCGCGAGGGAAAUUCGCGACGCCGCGGAGUACGCCUCCGAGGAAACCUCCGCGCGGCUCCUCGAGCUCGAGACCAAGUCCGAGCAGCUCGCGAUGGAUCGUAAACAACUCGGGGACGACAUGGACGACUUCGAGCACG